AUGACAGCAACGGUCACAGAUAAAAAGUCAUGCUCUACUUCAGUUGAAGCAGGAAAGACAUGUUUAACCACUGAAUGGAAGCCUGAAAGCCAAGUCCCCCAAUAUGUGAAAAAUGAGCUCUCUAAACCCCAUCCAAGUUAUAUUCUGGCCUUUUUGAACGUGGUACAGCAAUUGAAAAUCCAGAAAAGAACCGGUUAUCUUGAUCUCGGCAUUAAAGAAUGUGAGAGCAUAUCAGAUCACAUGUACAGGCUAGGAAUAAUCACCAUGCUCAUCAAGGAUCCGAGGGUUAACCGCGAUAAAUGUGUCCGGAUCGCCUUAGUGCACGAUAUUGCCGAAUCUUUAGUUGGCGAUAUCACUCCAGUCGACCCUAUUGGGAAGGAAGAAAAACAUCGUCGAGAAUGGGAAACCAUAAAGUAUUUAUGUGAAGUCCUGAUCAAUCCAUACAAUGAGAUCGCAGCAAAGGAAAUUAUGGACGAUUGGUUGGCUUAUGAAAACGUCACCUCAUUGGAAGCUAGGUACGUGAAAGAUAUCGAUAAAUAUGAAAUGCUUGUACAAUGUUUUGAAUACGAGAGGGAGUACAAAGGAACUAAAAAUUUCGAUGAUUUCUUUGGGGCCGUGGCUAGCAUAAAAACCGACGAAGUGAAGAGCUGGACCAGUGACCUUGUCAUGCAGCGUCGAAAAUUCUUUGCUGAUUUGACCCAAUCGAUAAAUAAAUAG
Saccharomyces paradoxus is the source of this 717-nucleotide messenger RNA. Its product is annotated as 5'-deoxynucleotidase. NCBI's taxonomy places the organism in Eukaryota, Fungi, Ascomycota, Saccharomycetes, Saccharomycetales, Saccharomycetaceae. The transcript has a single exon. Gene Ontology annotation, molecular function: 5'-deoxynucleotidase activity. Gene Ontology annotation, cellular component: cytoplasm. The coding region runs from base 1 to 717 and encodes 238 amino acids. The record is from RefSeq and is a predicted model, not a curated record.